Molecule: messenger RNA, 1034 nt
Organism: Drosophila hydei
Lineage: Eukaryota; Metazoa; Arthropoda; Insecta; Diptera; Drosophilidae
Gene: Jhbp12
Product: protein takeout
Exons: 4
Coding region: 187-951 (254 amino acids)
Source: RefSeq, a predicted model, not a curated record
UCGUCGUGAAGAGAAGAAGAGAACCGCUCAAAACAAAGCCCUCAGCAGCAACAUUUAAAGCACUUUUCGUGUGCUUGUGCUUAAGUGUGUACCCGCGUCUGUGCGUGCUGGAAUUAGAGUCUUCAAUUGGGCACAGUCCAUAUUGGCAAUAGAUUUCGCAUAUCGCAUCCGAUUUCAAGCGUCAUCAUGUCAAAACAAUCGUCACUUAUAUUGCUACUGCUAAUCGCUCUGGUUGCGCAGGAGACCGCAAAAUGUGUAACGGUCGCGCAAGAUUUGCCUGAAAACUUCCUUAAAUGCAAACGCGAUGCAAACUUUGACAAGUGCCUUGUGGACGCUGUGAAUCACGCAAUUCAGUUGCUCAAAAGUGGCAACAAAGAAUUCGGCAUUCCGCCGCUAGAGCCGCUGUCCGUGAAGAAACUUGUUAUAGACGCCGGUAACGCACCCAUAAAUCUUCGUCAAGCCUUGAAAAACGUGAAGGUGCAUGAUAUGAUCUCGACAAGCACGAUUCAACGAUAUCGGACCGAUUUGGAGAAGCAUCUAAUAAUCUGUGAUAGCAAAACAGACCGCAUUGAAAUGGUAGGCGAAUACGAAAUGUCUGGUCGGAUUUUGUUGCUGCCUAUUACAGGGCAUGGCAAGGCCAAUAUAACUCUGGUGAAUACGAAGAUCGAGCAUCGUCUGAUUGGAGAACCUUUUGAAAAGGAUGGUGUCAAGUAUAUGAGACUUAAGGAGUAUCGCGUUGCAAUGGAACCCAAACGGGUUUAUUUAUAUUUUGAGAACCUUUUCAAUGAUAAAACUCUGUCUGAGGGAAUGAAUCGUUUUCUAAAUGAAAAUUGGGAGACGGUGUUUAACGAACUGAAGGCUGGCUACUCCAAAAGCUUUGGUCUCGUUUUCAAAGAACUCUCAAACAAAAUAUUUGAAAAAGUUCCAUUCGAUCAUAUAUUUUUAAGUUAAUGCUAAUAUCCGAUUGGCAAGUUUGUAUAUUAGAUACGUAUUUUAUAAAUUAGUUAAUAAAUUAUAGCAAACGGUUUAUUGAU